AUGUUCCGUCUCGCCCCAAUCCUUAGUCUGUUGGCUGUGCCAGCAGCUGCCCAGCAUGGCUACUAUUUCGUUCUUGGCACUGGUAUGCCUGUGACUAUUGAGCGACUCGACCCUCUUCUGAGCGACGGGAAGACGCCAUCCCAGCAUGUCCAUAGUGUUGUAGGGGGCAAUGGCUUUGCAGCCACAAUGGACUAUGCGCAAACCCAGACAUCCAAUUGCUCUACUGUGCAGCCCAUUGCAGAUAAAUCCAACUAUUGGAUGCCAAUCCUCUAUUUCCAGGACCCCAACAAUGGAUCUUUCAUCCGCGUCCCUGAGCAACCGUAUCAUAAGAUUUACUCUCUAUUAGACAAGUACGGCACUUCCUCGAACACAUAUGAUACAAGCAUUCAGGAAUUUCCCCAGGAAUUCCGUAUGAUUGGUGGUGAUGCGACACUGCGUGCUGAGAACGACACCCUCAUGGGUCCAUAUGGAAGUGGCUUGGAAUGGUUUUGCCAUGGCAAUGGAACAACGGAGUUCCCUGACAUCUCAGCUGUGGGCUUCCCGACAGGAUUUACAGCUUGUCCAAAUGGAUUUGCUGCGUCCAUUACGUUGCCAUCAUGUUGGAAUGGGGAUGACUUCAACCCUUCAAAUCCUUCUGCUCACAUGGCAUACCCGACUGCCGACGGUAUUGACGGCUGUCCUGAAACACACCGAGUUGCCCGCUUCCCACAGAUAUUUGUUGAGUACUGGCUCAACAUCGAUACAUUUGACGGUCUGUACACGGCCGACGACAGUCCAUUUGUCUUGACUAUGGGAGACGCGACUGGCUAUGGAUUUCAUGUUGAUUUCAUCAAUGGUUGGGAAUCUGGUGCCUUGAAUGCCACCAUGCCAACUUGCACACCUGGCAAUACUGGCAACCCGCCAUUAUCAGACCCGACCUGUUUUGGAAACCACGGAGGCAUCUACACGGACGAUGAAAUCGCGGACUGUUUGCUGCAACCAACCACAACUGAGGCGACCGGUUGGACGUAUCCUGAGAUUGACAACCCCCAGGGUGGUGCUUUGACGCACGGAGGAGUUCUUUCAGCACUUCCUGGCUGUCAGACCAUCACCAAGGGGCCAGACAGAGCGGUGUUGACGACUUGCAACGAGACGUCUCCUACUACUGAGGGAGAGGUUGUACAGACAGACGAGGUGGGAGUGUGCAAUUUCGACUAA
Talaromyces atroroseus is the source of this 1197-nucleotide messenger RNA. RefSeq lists its product as hypothetical. Lineage: Eukaryota; Fungi; Ascomycota; Eurotiomycetes; Eurotiales; Trichocomaceae. Bases 1 to 1197 code for a protein of 398 amino acids. The record is from RefSeq and is a predicted model, not a curated record. The transcript is spliced from 3 exons.